AAUAUGGUGUCCCAGAGGAGAGCGACUCAAGCCAUUUUCUGUAUCUUCUUUACUUCUUACGUAGCUUUCUUCCUAUUCAUCAGAAAGCCAACGGACACCGAUGACCCUCUUACGGACAGCCCGCCCGAUGACACAUUAACCAGGGAUGUGCUGAACUCCUUGGUCAAGUUACUUAAUAAUAUCGGAGCGAACUAUAGGGAUCUCAACGUGGAUGGCUUGUUUGGUCUCAGAAUCACCCAAGGGCAGAUUUAUGAUGCCUUUGUUGAAGCCAGCAAAGGAUAUGUCAAAAUAACGCCUACCAUACACAAAAAGGUAGAGGAGGUGGUCAACCAACUGAACAAACUAGGAGAUGCCAGCUUCAAGAAUCUCAUGGAAACUGGAUCAGCGUACAGCCAAGAAUUUAGGCCGCUUCUGUCCGGAGCAUUGAAUGUGACUGGGGGAUACCUUCACGUCAAUACCGGUCUCCCCGAGGUCAAAUUUGACGAGGAGUUCGAACGAAAUAUGAUGGUCUACAACGAAUCAAUGGGUGAUGCGUGCAUGACUUCGCUGAUCGGCACAUUGCAAGAUAAAACGAAAAGGUUAAGCUUCCCAAAGUGCACCGUUACUCAAGAGUGUGUAGAUUACAUGCUUGGUGUGGAGAGCAAAACAAUGACCGGUUACGGUCCGACCCAUUCAGCACUUUACGUCUAUGUCGCCAGAUGGUUUGGUUGUGAGCCGAAUGUCCAAUCACACUUGAGCACACCGUUGGUGUCGGUACUGAAAGACAUCUGCAGCAGAUCGUACGCCGAGGCGAAAAUCCUGAUGAAGGCGAAUUUCCAGUUUCUUGACGUUUUCAUGGAAACAAUUGCAAUCUGCGGAGGAAUGUCGGGAUUUGAGGAGUUUUUUCGAAAAGAUUGGUGGGAUUUGAUCAGCUAUUUACAGGAUGAGUCUGGUUGCUAUAAGUCGGUAGUAUCAGAUGAUUUCAAAAAGAGAGCAGAGAAUCUCCCACAGAGUUUUCAUUCCAGAAAGUUAUUGUGGGAAGCUAUCAUGAAAAACGACUGCAGCUCUCACACCAGCGGAGUAGCAGCAGGUGCCAUCGGUGCCUUUGCCCGUUAUCUCAUUGAGCACAAUGGACACUUCUUUAAAGAAAAUUAGAUCAAAGAACUCCGUGACCACCUGCAUCCAUUUCCCUCCACCGGAAAACAUAUCGCUGAUCUUCUGCUUGUAGGCGAUCACAUCCGCCAUUGUUGUCACCUGAUCGACGUACGGAGGUUUGACGAGAUCUAGAGCCGAUGCAAACGCCCUCUUACGUCGCUUGAAGAAGUAUUGACAAUUCACUUGGAUGUCUUCGAGUUUGUUCCUCAGGCUUGUGUGAUACUCUUGGACCUUGACCUCUGAUAAUUUCGAAUGGCCUGAAUGAAUGCAACAAUAUAGCGAAACAAAUUAUGGGAUUUGGUAAUACACAUGCACCGAGCUUUCGAAACCUUCAAACUAAAAAUGUUAAUGUCAAAGGUACCGACAACUAUAUAAGAAUUUUUAUUUUUUGGAUUAAACCUGAAUAUUACUAAAACUGGUGACAUGCUCUCUUCAAUUG
This is a messenger RNA of Lineus longissimus, 1573 nucleotides long. RefSeq names its product UPF0764 protein C16orf89 homolog. Gene Ontology annotation, cellular component: cytosol; membrane. The transcript is spliced from 7 exons. The record is from RefSeq and is a predicted model, not a curated record. Lineage: Eukaryota; Metazoa; Nemertea; Pilidiophora; Heteronemertea; Lineidae. Bases 4 to 1134 code for a protein of 376 amino acids.